This is a messenger RNA of Arachis stenosperma, 879 nucleotides long. RefSeq lists its product as uncharacterized. NCBI's taxonomy places the organism in Eukaryota, Viridiplantae, Streptophyta, Magnoliopsida, Fabales, Fabaceae. The transcript has a single exon. Bases 1 to 879 code for a protein of 292 amino acids. The record is from RefSeq and is a predicted model, not a curated record.
AUGUACUCAAGGUUCUUAGACUCAUUUGCAUCUUUGAAUGUGAACAUACCAUUCAUCAAGGUCAUUCAGCAAAUGCCAGCAUUCAUCAAGUAUAUGAAGGAACUACUUCCCAGGAAGAGCUCACUCAAGGGGGGCCAGACUAUAGUGAUGAACAAGGAUUGCAGCACCCUCAUUCAAACACAAUUGCCUGCGAAAAGAAAAGACCCAGGGAGUUUUCAUGUCCCUUGUGCUAUAGGGGAAACAAAUUUUGAUAGAGCACUUUGCGAUUUGGGAGCAAGCAUCAACUUAAUACCCCUAUCCCUGGUAAAAAGGCUGCAGAUCAAUGAGAUACUACCUACAGAUGUAGUCAUAAGGCUGGCUGACAAGACUCAAAAGCAAGCAGUAGGAGUGGUGGAAAAUGUGUUGCUCAAAGUUGGAAAAUACUUUCUCCCAACAGACUUUGUCAUCCUGGACAUGGAAGAGAGUCAUCUGCACCCAAUCAUAUUGGGGAGACCAUUUCUAGCUACUGCUAGAGCACUCAUAGAUGUGGAGAAAGGAGAGCUAAUAUUAAGGAUUCAUGAUGAACAACUGAGCUUCAGUGUUUUCGAACUCUCACUGGAAAAAGAUGAAGAGGACAAAGAACCGAGCAAAGUGCAUCAUGAGAUACUAAAGGAAGAAGCAAGCACUGAAGCACAACCAGCUCAUCCUGAGAUUCACUGGGUUGAUGGACAAGGCCAGCAGCAAGUGCCACAGGUCAAGGAAAAAUUGGAGACUAAUCAGAAGAAUGUAGGUGAUGAUAACGCUGUUGUGUGUAACAACAAGCGGCUGCAUUACUGCCGAAGCUCUCUACCGCUGUUAUUGAACAAGAGAAAUAAGAUUUUUAGAUGCAUUUGGUUUUGA